UGCUGCUGCUGCUGCUGCUGGGGGGAUGGUGCCGAAGAGUAGGGCGCUGCUGCGGGGUGGGGGUGCGCAGGAUGGUGAGGAUCCGGAGAGGCCGUUCUUGCUGUUCAAUGCGCUCCUGGAUCUGGGUGAGGAUCUGUGUGGCCACAAGGGCACGCUGCAUGGCGGGGCGCUGAUGGUGCUGCUGGAUGAGACGAUGGGUGCCGCGGCAAAUAACCAGAGUGAUUAUGCAUUUACGGCGACCAUGCACACCAGCUUCUUGAAGCCUGUCAUGUUGCCGGGGCCGGUGAUAGUCAGGUCAAGAGUUAUUCGGAGGGAAAGGCGCAAGAUCUAUGUUCGGGGUACGGUUGAGGAUGGCGAGGGAACCAUCAUGGCGGAGAGUGAAGCAAUGCUGGUGGACAAGGCACAGGACAAGGCAACUAGGCUGUGACGGUCAAAAAUCAUGAUACGAUUAACUUAACUCAAGACACGAUACGGAGAAUUCGAGGAUUCGAGGUUCGGAGAUGGGUAGCGGUUGGGUGCAAUAACUCCCUUUAACCACGGAAAUUCAUGAUGUAGUUAUAAGUCAGAGCUCAAUGUAUGAGCUUAAAUGCGAAUUUUAAUAUUUAUCACCCUUUGCCUCAUGUCGAGGACUCGAAUCUUAGGUGACGGGAGAGAGGAAGAAAGAACGAGAGAUGAGGUGCAGUCGCU
Messenger RNA from Chaetomium fimeti, 687 nucleotides. Its product is annotated as HotDog domain-containing protein. The record is from RefSeq and is a predicted model, not a curated record. NCBI's taxonomy places the organism in Eukaryota, Fungi, Ascomycota, Sordariomycetes, Sordariales, Chaetomiaceae. The transcript is spliced from 3 exons. The coding region runs from base 26 to 427 and encodes 133 amino acids.